GAUCCAUAUGUUGUCUACAACAUAGAAGCUCUAGUGCCUUCACACCCCAAACAGACCCUUAUAACUCUAAACCCUACAAAAACCUUUAUCCCGCUUCCCUGGCCUCUCUGGCUCCUUCUCGCUUCUUCUCCCUAAUCUCUGAAAAUGGCUGAGAACCCAUUACAGGCACUCUUCCAAACUUUCACAAAAAUCUCAAACACAGUUCAGACCCAUCUCUCUAAUCUCGUACCCCAACCUCACCCCACUUCACCCAUCACCAAAGCCCCCUCCAUCUCCAUCUCUUCCUCCUCCCAAGUCACCCCAUCGCACAAUGACUCCACCCAACAUCUCAUCAACAAGGGGAAGUCGAGUGCUCCUGUGACUAAAGAAGGACUUGGAAGGGCCACUUGGACUUUUCUUCACACCCUAGCUGCUCAGUAUCCGGAUAAUCCAACAAGGCAACAGAAGAAGGAUGUAAAAGAAUUGAUGUCAAUAUUAUCACGAAUGUACCCCUGCAAGGAAUGUGCAGAUCAUUUUCAAGAAAUUCUGAGAUCAAAUCCUGUACAGGCUGGAUCUCAUGCUGAAUUCUCCCAAUGGCUAUGUCAUGUGCAUAAUACUGUCAACAGAAGCCUUAACAAAGUGAUUUUCCCCUGUGAACGAGUUGAUGCAAGGUGGGGCAAGUUAGAGUGUGAACAGCGUGCUUGCGAUGUACUAGGAAGUUCCACAAGCUUUUGGAAAUAACCACUUUCUGCACUAGCAUUGGAUGAUUAAAAUUGGUAGUAUAAUGGUACACAAUCAACUCAUAUAUAAGGUUUGAAUUAUAUAUAACUUACAAUCAUUGAAUCCUAAAGAAAAAUCCUUCUUUCAUUUUA
Fragaria vesca subsp. vesca is the source of this 851-nucleotide messenger RNA. Its product is annotated as FAD-linked sulfhydryl oxidase ERV1-like. Bases 145 to 720 code for a protein of 191 amino acids. The transcript has 6 exons. NCBI's taxonomy places the organism in Eukaryota, Viridiplantae, Streptophyta, Magnoliopsida, Rosales, Rosaceae. The record is from RefSeq and is a predicted model, not a curated record. Gene Ontology annotation, molecular function: flavin adenine dinucleotide binding; flavin-dependent sulfhydryl oxidase activity. Gene Ontology annotation, cellular component: mitochondrion.